This is a messenger RNA of Anthostomella pinea, 1440 nucleotides long. NCBI's taxonomy places the organism in Eukaryota, Fungi, Ascomycota, Sordariomycetes, Xylariales, Xylariaceae. The record is from the annotation of a GenBank genome assembly.
AUGAGUGAGGCCCACGAGUUUAUGAAAGAGAAUGGCGCCGGACACCACAUUCCGAAAGCUCGAGGUGUUACAACCACUUUGUCGAACCGUCCAAGGACCCAGACUGUCAACGCCAUCGCGCCGGCGUCACGGCCAUCGUCGACCCAGAAGACCAGCAUUGUCACGACACAGGCGUCUUCCCAAUGCUUCAGGGACCAAUGGCUACCCUGGAACCACGGCAUCACGAAGAACUCAACGCCAGACGAUCGAAAGGAGUUCAACAAGAAGCGAACGUACGCAAUGCACGAGACGAUCGAGGAGCUUUUCUUCUACGACCAAGAAACAGCUGGCAUGCUCCCCGGCUACAAGCGAUUAUGCAACUUCAUUGGCAUCGAGCCUCGCACUACCAUUGAUAGAUGCCGAAGAGACCUCAGAGGCACCCUGGUCAAUAUCGUCGACCUCCUUGACGCCGCUGGGGUUGGCGGCAAGGUUCGAGUGUGGCGCAAGAGCGAGUGGCUCAGUUUCGUCGCGCACACCCACACACCCGGCUUCAUGUUCCAACUUCAGGUCGCCUCGGAGAGUGAAAUCCUCUCCUGUUUCUUGCAGGACCUGGACAAGGCCGAGCCACACUGCAGUGGGAAUCCGACACCGCUCCCGGGUCGGGGGCUGGACGCGUCUUUUUUCCAACUCGAUGAACAGGGUCGGGAAGAUAGCCAAGAGUCAUCUGAGGAGGGCUCAGGGCUGUCUGGAGAUGAUCUAACCCCUUCGGAGGUUGGCUCAUACCUGUCUGAAGAUGAUCAAGACCUUUCGGGGGAUGGCUCCCUACCGGCUAGUUCUCCGCUACCAGCCCGCCCGUCCCUGCGAAGCGAGGACGCGCCUACGAGGAACAGGACGCGCCUACGAGGAACAGGACGCCCAGCAGUACCCCCAGGCAAACCGCCUCGAGGGAGAUCCUUCCCUGGACAACAAGAUAGGACAUGGGCCCAGGCAAGGACCGCCGAAAGCUCCAUUCGCCCCCCCCCCCCCCCGGGGAGUGUAGUCAUAGAUAUACGAGACGGCACCCCAGAGCUCGAGCCGCCGCCUUCCCGUGCUGCGGCCACGGGCGGCCAGCCUGCCAGAGAAAACACAAUGGUCCUCACGCAACGGACACCGCGUCCAGCUGAGCAGAGUGGCAUGAGACAGACUCACGGUACGACUCCGAAGACCGGACUGCGGCAAAGCCAGGUCGACGCCUUCUUCUCGUCAGCGGCGCGUAGUACGACACCAACGACACUCACGGGGCCCAUCAUCUAUAACUGCAGGAAGGCCGGGCGAGGCUUUUCGUAUUUCGUUCACUGGGGCGAACUGGAGCCAGACUGGACGCCUGCUUCGUCGCUGAGGGGCUACAAGGAAGCGCUGAUACAAUUCCACCUGGCCCAUCCAGAGGCAGAUUCGACUGGUCCGGACUGGCUUCUGAGCUAG